AGCUGUGAGGAGCUUGCCGGCCUUUCAGGCAAGGGAGACUAUCCGACUGUUCUGAGAAGCUCCCCACAGAGCCUGCUUCAUUUCCAUAAGAACGGAGCUCCAAUAGUCUACUUGAAGGUCCACCAGCAGCGGAGUGUACAUUUCGUUUCGGACGUGAAAGAAGCUGAAACGAUACGUUCUGUAGGCCGAUGGGAUAUGGCGAUGUACCGUUCAAUUUCACAUGCGAUGUGCUCGCGACAUAUGAAAGAUAUUAGCAGAGUGUGUGCUUCACACUUGCGGUGUCUCAGCACUUUGGUAGAUCUUCCAGAAACUCAUGCUCUGUUACGCAAGACCUGUCGAGACUUUGCAGAAAAUGAACUUGCACCUAUUGCAGGAAAGAUUGACAAAGAACACACCUACCCAAAAACACAGGUGGAGAUGAUGGGAGAGCUGGGACUGAUGUGUGUGUCGGUGCCCGAGGAGGACGGGGGUACAGGCCUGGACUACCUGGCCUAUGCUAUAGCCAUGGAGGAGAUCAGUAGGGGUUGUGCUACUGCUGGAGUUAUCAUGAGUGUCAACAAUUCACUUUAUUUAGGUCCAGUUCAGAAGUAUGCCACCAAAGCCCAAAAGGACCAGUUCAUGUCUCCAUUCUUAUCAGGAAAAAAAGUUGGCUGCUUUGCGCUCAGUGAACCAGGCAAUGGCAGUGAUGCAGGGGCGGCCUCAACGACAGCUAGGCUGCAGGGGAACAGCUGGGUGCUCAAUGGGACCAAGUCAUGGAUAACAAAUGGCUAUGAAUCCGCAGCAACUGUGGUGUUCGCUACCACUGAUAAACAGCUGAAACACAAGGGUAUCAGUGCCUUCCUCCUGCCCAAACCAGUGGAAGGGUUGUCUCUGGGCAAGAAAGAGGACAAGCUGGGCAUACGGGCAUCAUCGACAUGCAACCUCAUCUUUGAUGACUGUCACAUCCCUAAAGAAAACCUUCUUGGUGAACCAGGCUUUGGAUUUAAGAUUGCCAUGGAAACAUUGGAUGCGGGAAGAAUUGGUAUAGCUGGACAAGCUCUAGGUAUUGGCCAGGCUGCCCUGGAUUGUGCCAUUGAUUACUCAACAAAGAGACUGGCGUUUGGACAACCAAUAGUAAAGCUUCAAGCGAUCCAGAUGAAGCUGGCUGACAUGCAAGUGAGACUAGAGAGUGCAAGACUCCUCACAUGGAAAGCUGCUAUGCUGAAAGAUUCAGGAAAGCAGUUUACCAUGGAAGCAGCCAUGGCUAAGUUGGCAGCAUCAGAAGCUGCUACAUUUGCUGCCCAUCAGAGCAUCCAGGUGCUAGGAGGUAUGGGGUAUGUGACCGAUAUGCCAGCUGAGCGACACUAUCGAGAUGCAAGGAUUACAGAGAUAUAUGAAGGCACCAGUGAAAUACAGCGCCUUGUCAUAGCAGGCAGUCUUGUGAAACAACAUGGAUCUUAAACUAACAUGCAACUCCAGGAAAUAGGAACAUCAUUCACACACAACUUCUUAAAUCUUAAGGUCAAAAUAAUAAGAUUAACAUCAAUCUUUAUAUUAUUGAUAGAGACGAUAUCCUGCAAUUACAGCCAAUGAAACUCAUCAAGUUGCUGCCACUUUCAAAAUAUGCAGGUUCUCUAUUUUGUCAUUUUACAAACAAUCAAUGUGUGUUGACUUUAUCAAUCAGUAUUAGUUGAAAAGAAAUUAUUGCAAUUGUGUUGAUACAACAGAAUCUCAAAUCUAAGUCAUCAGUUGUGACAAAUUCUUGGUCACAUGACAGUGGCUUAAGUCAGUAACAGACUUGCCAUGUAAUAGUGUAUAUUAUUGUAUGUAUCCGGAAUCAUUGAAAGAAAGAUUUCAGAAGGAGUGAUGUUGACUAUGAGUGUGCGUAUUUGAAAUAAAUGGAAUGAUUUUGAAACCCA
This is a messenger RNA of Haliotis rufescens (red abalone), 1898 nucleotides long. Its product is annotated as short-chain specific acyl-CoA dehydrogenase, mitochondrial-like. NCBI's taxonomy places the organism in Eukaryota, Metazoa, Mollusca, Gastropoda, Lepetellida, Haliotidae. The coding region runs from base 196 to 1440 and encodes 414 amino acids. Gene Ontology annotation, cellular component: mitochondrion. The record is from RefSeq and is a predicted model, not a curated record. Gene Ontology annotation, molecular function: flavin adenine dinucleotide binding. The transcript has 12 exons. Gene Ontology annotation, biological process: butyrate catabolic process; fatty acid beta-oxidation using acyl-CoA dehydrogenase.